Molecule: messenger RNA, 603 nt
Organism: Aureobasidium musti
Lineage: Eukaryota; Fungi; Ascomycota; Dothideomycetes; Dothideales; Saccotheciaceae
Source: the annotation of a GenBank genome assembly
AUGUCUCACACAACCUUUCCUUCCGAUAUACCCAUCCCUACCGACGAUGGAGCUUGCGAUCACCUAGCAGGCAUGACUGUACCGCCUCUUUCACUACCAGCUACCAAUGACUCCACUGUCAAGAUCUCCUCUUUGCCAGGCCUGGUGAUCAUCUUCUGCUACCCUCGUACCGGUGCUCCCGGCGAAACCAUCCCAGAUGCAUGGAACUCCAUCCCAGGAGCCCGUGGCUGCACUCCCCAAGCUUGUUCAUUCAGAGACACGCAGAGAGAGUUCAUGACUGCAGGCGUAAACAAAAUCUUCGGUCUGAGCACCCAGUCUACAGCCUACCAACAAGAAGUAAAGACAAGAUUGAACCUACCCUUCGAAUUGCUCAGUGAUGAGAAGUUGGAGUUUGUGGAAGCACUGAGUUUGCCAACUAUUGACUGGGAAGGCAAGAAACUCACCAAGCGGAUCACUCUUGCGAUGGUUGAAGGGAAAAUUAUCAAAGUUUGGUAUCCUGUGUUUCCUCCAGACAAGAGUGCCCAGCAGGUUCUCGACUGGUUGGCAGAGGANAAAACUGCUGGACAGAAGUUUGGUGGUAAUCGUCGCAUGUCGGUCACAUAG